CUUUCCAACACUAAUAUCGCACGUGCGUAUGCUGAUGUAAACAAACCAAAACAAUAAUUCACCAUCAUAUAUAUCUUAAAUGGGCGUUCGGGGUCUUACCAGCUAUAUAGCCCAAAGGGCAGAAGUCUAUUUAAAGCCGUACGAACUCCAUUCCACGGCUCUGGUAAUAGAUGGAGAUAAUUUGGCUUGCAAUCUAUAUAAAGAUGUCACUGGAUCCUAUUCAGCAUUUGGAGGCGAUUAUGAUGAUUUCUACCGGGCAGUGCUACAAUUCUUUCAGGUACUGGCUGAAUGCUCAAUACGACCAUUCGUCCUCAUGGACGGUGGCUACGAAGAGCGCAAAUUACGCACCGUUGGCCAGCGGCUGCGAGGCAAAAUUGCAGUGAUCAAGCGCAUAAACCCCAAUGCAUCCAUUACUCUGUUCCCACUGCAUCUCAAAGAGGUAUUCGUGGACGCUGUACGGGAUUGUGGAGUUCCAGUGAUGCGUUGUGUCUUCGAGGCCGACGACGAGUUGGCUGCAUUGGCCCGAAAACUCAAUUGUCCCGUGUUAUCCUACGACUCGGAUUUCUAUAUACACAAUGUGAAAUAUAUACCGUUGAUUACGCUGACAGUGAAAGUGCUAACCAAGCAAAGGAAAACCCAACCACGAGAUCUACGUCGCCAGGAGGCUAAGCAUGUGGAGAAGCGCACCAAAGCCCACAAAAUCAUGACCGGAAUACAGCAAAGCACCACGGGUGAAGUGAAAAAACCGGGUUCCUAUAAAUAUUUAGACUGCUGCAUAUAUCGUGUGGAACAUCUAUGCGGCCGUGGAGCAUUGAGUGCCGAGAAAUUGCCUCUGUUUGCCGCCCUACUUGGUAAUGAUUAUAUAGCCAGAUCAGCAUUUCGCAAUUUCUUUGAUGCUGGCAUGGGCAAAGCAGGACGCAGUCGCAAAUUAAAGAAACAACAGCGUCGUAUACGAGUGAUUCUCCAAUGGCUAAAGACGGAGACUGCCGAAUCCGCUCUAUCGAAAGUUUUGUCGCGUCUCAAAAAGGGUCAACGGGACUCUUUGGUGGCCCAGGUCCAGGCAGCCAUUUCUGGUUAUUCCAAUGAACUGUGUCAUGCCUAUGCGUUCUUUGAGACACAUUACGAUAAUCCAUUUAGUCAUAUUACCAUAUCUAGUGACUCAGACGAAGAUGAGGAGGAGGAGGAGGAGGAGGAAGAUGAACAAAGUGCUAAGAACAGCGAUUCGGAAGGGGAAGAAGUCUUAGAGAACGAUGAUAAAAACGAAUCCGCCUCCAGCAACGAAGAGGAAAAUGAAGAUGACGAUGAUGCAGAAGAAAUCGAAGUGGAAGACAAAACGUUACUUUUUCCUCAAUGGUUUCUUGACAAACUCUAUCCCGCCCACCUUUCACGCUUCCUUGUGGAUCUAAUCCACUUGCGCAAGUACAUCAAUAAUCCCCAAAUUGAACAUUUUCCCCAUCCUGAUUCCAAUGAAUUGGCAUUGCCUAUACUAAACUAUAUCUAUGCCCUGCUAAAUCAUGUGGACGUAGAAGAAUCAUCACCUGUCGAACUGCCGAUCGAAUACACGUAUCUAACCCGAGCCCAAAGAAUCACAAAUGUAAGAUAUAAUCGCUUGGCCAUUGAGCAAGCACCGCCGUAUAGCUUCAAUCCUUCAGUAAGCGAUAUACGUCAUCUGCGUUUCAUAUUUGAGAGCAAUCUGCCGCAGUUGGAUACGGAAAAACUAUUCAAGGAGUUGGACGUCUUGCCACAGGAUUUGCAAUUAUAUUUUCUAGCUAUUGUCUAUUGGCUACACCGUUCCGAGCAUUGUGAUCUGUAUCAUUUGAAUGCCAUUAUUUUGUGCCUGGUGGUUUUAAGGACCAUCGAUGUACGUAUUCCGGCCGAGCGAGAGGUGAAGACUUUUCAACGUCGUUUCGGCAAAAUCCUGAAGCAAGAACGAGCCGUGCGCAAUAAGGAACUAUUGGAGGGCAUUAAACGUGGCGUAAAACCAUCUCUAAUGGAAUUAUCUGUGCCAGACCGCAUGCAACAUGUGCCUAAAUCGGAUUGCUAUCUGGUGCAAGAACGUCUCCUUCCGCAUUUUCAUAUGCAGGAGAUAUUUAAGAAGAAAUACGAUCUCUAUUCCACAACAGUUUUGCAUGCUUUUGCGGAAUUUCAGGCUGUGAUCUAUCAGUUAAACGCUUUAAAUUCUCUGAUCAGUUUUCCCUUACUCAAUACCCGCAUGAAUCAAUUGUAUUGUGGAGCAUUUCUGUAUAAUCUUUACGAUCUUUUGCGAAAUCGUCUCGAUGUACGCUAUCACGUGGAACAUUUUCUGUUAACCGACUCUCAGCUUAUGUUUGAUUUCUAUGGCUUUCUAUUGGAUUGGUGUGGUCAGUUUAUACCAUCGUGGAAGCAAUCGGAUGCCCAAGAGCAGGCGGUUGCCAAAGCCCAGGAAAAGAAACGACUUAAAAAGAAGAGGCAAGCGGCUCGUAAAGCUGAAACUGAGCAGAAUUCAGCAGAUCCCAAUGGGGACAUGAUUAAGCAAAGCGAGGAAGACGACGUGGAGGAUGAGUUUUAUGAUUUAAAUAAUAAAUUCUGUGGCCUUAAGAUGUAAAUAUAAAUUCACUACAUUUAAAUCAUUUGUAAUAAAGUGCUUCCACCGAUCAGUUGUAUAUAAAUUA
Drosophila willistoni is the source of this 2651-nucleotide messenger RNA. RefSeq names its product protein asteroid (gene ast). Lineage: Eukaryota; Metazoa; Arthropoda; Insecta; Diptera; Drosophilidae. The transcript is spliced from 2 exons. Bases 80 to 2584 code for a protein of 834 amino acids. The record is from RefSeq and is a predicted model, not a curated record.